CUUGCUAUAUUCUUUACUUUUCAGCAUGCGGUGACAUGCCCACUGCUCACUUGUAACCUGCUGUCCACGUUAGUUUGAUACUGACCGCCUCUAGCGCCUCUACAGUCCCGUCGGAGGUGUCGCUGGCUCCGCAAUCACACAGCAAUCACGCGGACGCCCGAACAUGGCUGCCGCGAAGCCUUCCGAUAGCAAUGGCCAGGCCGCCGGCGACCACGAAUUGGAGCAGAUGGCGGACAAGAAGCCGAGCCUGCCCGUCGAGGAGGACCUGAUGCAGCUCGCGCGUCUGGGCGAGAUUGGCGCGAUACAGAAGCUCUUCGACAGCGGCAAGUAUGAUGCCACGUACAAGGACGAGCAGGGCAUAACGCCGCUUCAUUGGGCGGCGAUCAACAACCACUACGCUCUCUGCCACUUUCUCAUCCAGGCCGGCGCACCCAUCAACGCAAAGGGCGGCGAUGCGGUCGCAACACCCGUGCUAUGGGCCGCGAAGCGCUGCAACUACUACGUCGUCAACCUCCUUCUCGACCACGGCGCAGACCCACUCCUGACCGACGACCAAGGCUUCAACCUCUUGCACAGCGCCACGCUCGACGGCAACGUCUUUCAGCUCGUCCUGCUCCUCCACCAAGACAUCCCCGUCGACAUUCCCGACCCGCAGAGUCACACCCCACUCAUGUGGGCCGCAUACAAAGGCUACCCGUCUUGCGUCGACCUGUUCCUCCGAUGGGGCGCAAACGUGUAUGCCACUGAUGAUCAGGGCUUCACGGCGCUGCACUGGGCGCUCGUAAAGGGCAGCCAGGGCUCCAUCCAGAAGCUGCUCGAGUACGGCGCGGAUCGCUUUGCCAAAAACAACGACGGGAAGACGCCAGAGGUGACGGCGCAGGAAAUGAAUACAACGCGCCAAUGGCACCGUGCCCUCUCCGAAGCUGGCUUCGAUAGAAACGGCAAUCCCAAGCAAUUUCCCAUUCCCGGCAUCAAGGAUGCAAGGUGGUUUCUGAACCGCUUCAUGUUCUUCUGGCCUUUUGCUAUUCUCUUCGUUGGGCUCUAUUUAGUCAGCCACUACCCUGCGUUCCUCGGGAUUCCCCUAAGUCUGAUUGUUACGUACCUGAUGCAAUGGGGAUCGCAGAAGCUGUUAAAAUGGGGCCCUUCAAAUAUGCGAAGUGUGCCUCAUACUCCGUUUUUGGCCGGUAUAUUUGCUAGCACGUUAUUUUGGGUUGGGCUUCGCUGGAUCACGACGGUUCUUCCGCUUACAAUACGAACGAGUUUCUUUCUCAAUCUUCUCUUCGCCAUCUUUUACAGUCUCACGGCAUAUUUCUACUUCUUCGCAAUGACUUGCGAUCCCGGCUUCGUUCCCAAAUCGGCGAGCAGGAGCGCUUCCAAGGCCGUUAUCGAUGAACUUAUGGAGCUACGACAAUUUGACGAGCACCAUUUUUGUGUCAAUUGCAUGGUGCGCAAGCCUUUGCGUAGUAAGCAUUGCAAGCGAUGCGAGCGCUGUGUUGCAAAGAGUGAUCAUCACUGUCCGUGGGUGAACAAUUGUGUUGGAAACAACAAUCACCGUCAUUUUGUGUUCUAUCUCCUGGCUUUGGAGACGGGAAUAGUUCUCUUUGUCAGGUUGGUGCUUGACUACUUGGAGAUUCGCGAAGCGCCCAAAGAGUUUGCAGAGUGCGCUGUCAUCUCACCGGAACUGUGCAAAGUUCUGAACAAGGAUCCUUUUACAAUUGUGCUGGCGAUAUGGGCGACGUUCCAGCUGACUUGGGUGACGAUGCUGCUUUGUGUGCAGCUGCUGCAGAUUGCGCGCAAUCUUACUACGUAUGAAAGCAUGCGUGGACAUCUCAAUAGCCACACGGCUGCCAACGCGGUCAAUUCGUUUGUCACAACUGGCGACAUAAGCCAAGAGGUGUCGAGCGGGGGUAACGCGCCAACAAACGGCUUCGGGUCUGGCCAAGACACUGGCGACGCUCCGCGCCGGCGGGAACCCAAGGCCUCUAUUCUGGAUCAGUGGAAGCGUCUCCUUGGGAUCGACACGUUUGUCACGAUUGCGUUUCACGGCAGCCAAGGCGAGCAAAUGCGCCGGCAAAGACAGGGCAACCCCUUUUCACGCGGUAUGGUUACCAACUGCAAGGAUUUCUGGUGCGACGCGAGCCCGGUGUUUGGAUCCAAAGAGAGCGGGUAUGCCAGGCUGGGUGGCGAGCGAGUGGAUUACACCAGGCUAUACGAAGUGCCAAAGAUGAAGUAUCAGCGCAAUGGCGGGGGUGAGGGUGGAAGGUAUGAGAGCGUGGCUGGGGAGGAAGAGGCAUCAUGAUGAAGGGUUGAUGAAGCUGCGGUAACGUUAAUGACUAUGCAAAGCAACGGCGACGAGUGUUUCAACGUUUCAGCAAG
Exserohilum turcica Et28A is the source of this 2376-nucleotide messenger RNA. RefSeq lists its product as uncharacterized. The coding region runs from base 164 to 2299 and encodes 711 amino acids. The transcript is spliced from 6 exons. NCBI's taxonomy places the organism in Eukaryota, Fungi, Ascomycota, Dothideomycetes, Pleosporales, Pleosporaceae. Gene Ontology annotation, molecular function: protein binding; palmitoyltransferase activity. Gene Ontology annotation, biological process: protein palmitoylation. Gene Ontology annotation, cellular component: Golgi membrane. The record is from RefSeq and is a predicted model, not a curated record.